AUGCUUCACAUCAAGCAGCUUAACAUCAGUCAUCAAAGGACGAGAUAUGGGGAGCGAAACAAGAAGGGGUUAACACCCCAUAUUCUUAAUCGCUUUAGUGUACUGAAAAUUCGCAGCACAAAUGUUGAUACUCACAACAUCAGUUUAACUCACAAAAAAAAAAGCGACGAGAAUGGCAGCAAGGAGCGUUGGAAAAAAACCUUCGGUAGGAAACAAUAA
This is a messenger RNA of Clunio marinus, 219 nucleotides long. The record is from the annotation of a GenBank genome assembly. Lineage: Eukaryota; Metazoa; Arthropoda; Insecta; Diptera; Chironomidae.